Molecule: messenger RNA, 784 nt
Organism: Leptinotarsa decemlineata (Colorado potato beetle)
Lineage: Eukaryota; Metazoa; Arthropoda; Insecta; Coleoptera; Chrysomelidae
Source: RefSeq, a predicted model, not a curated record
UAUCGUACAUUCACACUGAAGACUUCGUAAAGAAAACAAAAUUAAAUUGUGCUGUGAUUUACUAUGUUUUCGAAGUUAAUUAAUAUUUUAUUACUGGUAUACAUCGCGCUCAGCGGAACCAACGCUGUCCAAAUCAAUUACCUUAAAGUUCCCAUUGCCGUUAAGAACGACUCGAAAUCUCCGGUGAUUAUGGAUUGCAACUAUUCCCUCCGCCCUGAUGAUACGGACCUGGUGGUGAAAUGGUACCUCAACGAUGACCUCGUCUACCAGUGGAUCCCUCCUCAGAAACCACAGAGCUUCGGGCUCUUGAAAGAUAGAAUCGAUCUGUCGUACGCAGCUACGGACGAUCCUAGAAGCGUGUACAGGGCGAUGAAAAUAAUUAACCCACUUACUGAUGUCGCGGGGGAGUAUAAAUGCUUCGUGUCAACCUUUACAGAUGAGGAUUUUUCGAUGAAGAACAUGAAGGUUUUUGUGGCUGAACAGGCUCUUGAUGUUUUCAGAAGUGGAUUUGAUGAGACUUCCGUUAACUUUAGUUGUUCGGUGUCCGAAGUUUUUCCCAGUCCCAAGUUGUUGAUGUAUAAACAUUAUGAAGACGAGCAUUACAGGGAUAGAAUACCAACGGUUCAAUGGGAUAUCAGCAAACACACUUCCGGGAGGUAUUCCUUAUAUAUUAUUGCUACUGCUCCGAGAGAAACACUGAAACUGGGUUCUAUGAUUCGUUGUGAAUUACGGAUUCCUGGAACUGGUUACGUCAAAAUCAAAAGUCUUCUCUAUUACCCGGAAG